CUGAGAACAUGUAGAAGUUCCCCCGUAUUUUUGUUUCCCAAAAAUGACCGGUUUUCAACAAUUGCGAGUACCCUCGUAGGUUAAAAUAUUCUUUUAUUUGCCGAAAUCCGAAUGGGCAUUUUUAGAGUCGAUUUCGUAUUCAUUAUCUACUUUUAAUUGUCAAGGUACAAGAAGGACAUUUUUUGUAUUUCUGAAUUGUAAACAGUCGGCUGUAGUAGUGGUAUCCCCACUUUGUCGUACUAGUCUUCCAUCUUUCUUUACCGAAAAAGCAUAAAUUGAUGGAAAGCUAAAAAUGCCGCGUCUUGACUCCCGACACGCGAGAAACACCAGUCUUUUUUUCUAAAAAUUUAUAGUGACGACGGCGUUUAGUGCCGCGAUAUUAAAUCCCGAAUUUGUUAGCCCGUUGGAUUGUUAAAGGGUGGACAUGUCUCAGGCUCACAGAAACGGCAGCUACUACCAGUGUUGUUCAGGAUUCUGCAUCGAUCUGCUGCAAAAGUUCAGCGAAGAGCUCGGUUUUACUUACGAAUUGGUAAGAGUAGAAGAUGGAAAAUGGGGUACGAACGACAACGGGAAAUGGAAUGGAUUGAUAGCCGAUUUGGUAAACAGAAAAACUGAUAUGGUUCUGACUUCGCUGAUGAUCAAUGCAGAAAGGGAAGCUGUGGUGGAUUUCAGCGUUCCCUAUAUGGAAACCGGCAUAGCGAUCAUAGUUGCAAAACGAACGGGAAUUAUUUCACCCACUGCAUUCCUCGAGCCCUUCGAUACCGCAUCCUGGAUGUUGGUCGGCAUCGUUGCAAUACAGGCCGCCACGUUUAUGAUAUUUCUGUUUGAAUGGCUCUCACCCAGCGGAUUUGAUAUGAGGCUUUCCUUUAACCAGAGUCCUUCGGCGUCGCAUAGAUUCUCCCUAUUCAGGACUUACUGGCUAGUGUGGGCCGUUUUGUUCCAGGCCGCCGUACACGUCGACUCUCCUAGGGGAUUUACCGCGAGAUUUAUGACCAACGUUUGGGCAAUGUUCGCCGUUGUCUUCCUCGCUAUCUACACUGCCAAUCUCGCAGCCUUCAUGAUCACUAGGGAAGAGUUCUUCGAAUUCUCGGGCGUUGCUGAUCAUCGAUUAUGCAGACCGACUUCACACAAACCGAUGAUAAAAUUCGGAACGAUCCCUUGGUCGCACACCGAUUCGACCAUAGCUAAGUAUUUCAAAGAAAUGCACUCCUACAUGCAGCCUUAUCAAAGAUCCAACGUCGUGCAAGGAGUGGCCGAUGUUCUUAGCGGAGACGUCGAUGCUUUUAUUUACGAUGGAACGGUUCUCGACUACUUGGCCGCUCAAGAUGAAGAUUGUAGAUUACUUACAGUCGGCUCUUGGUAUGCCAUGACUGGUUACGGUAUGGCAUUUCCCAGAAACUCCAAAUAUCUUAAGAUGUUCAACAAAAGGUUGCUAGAUUUCCGGGAAAACGGAGACCUAGAGCGUCUGAGACGCUACUGGAUGACAGGCACCUGCAGACCCGGCAAACAAGAACACAAAAGUUCCGAUCCGUUAGCCUUGGAACAAUUCUUGUCCGCCUUCUUGCUGCUGAUGUCCGGCAUCCUCCUUGCGGCGCUGCUUCUUCUUCUCGAACACCUCUACUUCAAAUACGUUCGGAAGCAACUAGCAAAGACCGACAGGGGAGGUUGCUGCGCGCUCAUAAGCCUUUCGAUGGGGAAAAGCCUCACGUUCAGAGGAGCGGUGUACGAAGCUCAAGAUAUUCUCAAGAAUCACAGAUGCAAAGAUCCGAUUUGCGAUACGCAUUUGUGGAAGGUGAAGAGAGAAUUGGAUGUGGCUCAUUUGAGGAUCAAACAAUUGGAGAAGGAGAUGGAAACUCAUGGUAUUAAGCCGCCUCCGCCUUGUAAGCGUGUUAUUGUAUCCGGCGAACAAGCCAGAGCCAGACUAAGAAGUUUGAAUCCAGGUGGACGAGGAGCAAGUGAUGUUGAUCUGUUUGGGCCGCGGACAGAGAUAGCUGAAAUGGAAACUGUGCUGUGAUCAAAAGAAUACUUACAUAUUACCAACCCAAAUCAAGAAAAUAACACCAACUCCUCUUAGGCAUUGAGGCAUUGAAGCACUGACUUUUUAACAAAAAACGUGCGUUCCUUAUAAGAACUCACCGGCAGCCAACUCGUUACGGGCUAACACUUUUUUACGAGAGCCAAAUUCAAAAGCAGCCAAAUGAUAAGCCAAUUUGGCGCGAAAGCUCGAGGCGAGUCGGCCGUAACUGAGCGAAACGACGCGCGAAGAGUUUUUUAAUUGCCUGAUAACUCAAAACAUAGAUCUCUUAUGAUUACGGUGCAUUGUUAAUUAGUUACAGUGAUUACGAUAAAUUAAGUGACUUGCCAAAUGAUAGUUUUUUAAAAAUAUUUAUUCUGUGUCAAUCAAAAUAUAUUAUAACGCUCAAACGGUAUUUGUCGUAAAGUCGUACCCAAUUCAGAAACUUUAGGUUUUGUUAACUAUUAUAGUAAACAAAAAAAAAAUAGUAGGGUAUAAUUGAUAAAGACAAUUUUCCAAUCUAAACUAUCAUAAUAUUAAGUUCACGGACCUUAAGAACAAUAACAAGCCAACUCCUGAUAUAUUCUAAAGAUGUAGCAAUACAUUCGUGUAAAUCAUUUUCGAUCAGUCUGGUCAUGCUUUCUUUCUCUCUUUGCCAAUUUUGCUUUCUUUCCAGCCGUCUCCAAUACACGAUCUUCCAGUUCCUAAUGCAACUACGUCACUUUUAAACCACACCAUUUUUAGCUAUUUUUAACCAUUUUAAACUACUAUUUAUUUACAGCAUUCCAGUCCUGACACCAAUGUAACGUUUAUUUCUUUUAAACAGUCAAUUAUUUAAUUUAUAUUUACUUUUUACACUAAUAUGUUUUAUAACUUAUUUAUUUAUGACACUGAUUUGUAUCUCAAAACCUUAUAUACUAAUUGGUGUGUAUUUAGUGAACUGUAUGGAAAACUAUAUUUUGGAAACUAGUUUUUUUACCUUUAAAAUAAUUCUGUAUCCCGUCUCGAACUUGAUGAACUUAAGGAAAAAUAUUAGAAAAAGAAAAAGAAAUAUACAUCGGGAAUUUCACUUAACAUUAAAAAAUCAGAACCGGCGUACAAAAUGGUCGGAUUAGAAUCUUUUUUUAAUUAACUAUCGGUGAUAAGUAACAAAAUACGAUUGAUCAUUAAUACGCAGAAAUAAUUUGCGCAUGCCAAAAUUAACGUUAUAAAAUGUAUCUGCCAUAUCGGCAAGACAAAAUACCGAAUAGACCAAAACUUAAUUAUACAUCGGCCAAAACACUAAUAAAUUACUUUAACAAUUUAUCUUUACACAACAAUGUAUUGAUAUGAAUUUCUGCUCUGGUGUAGCUCUGAGUACCAGGAACAAUACUUUGAUCCUAUUUCUCUUUCUAUAUUUCUUUUCAUUUCAAAUGGUAUCCUAUCUUUUUGAAUUCCUAAUUCUAAAUUUUCAAAAUCCAUUACUAUCCCAUAUUUACUUAAAAUAUCUACUCCUAACAUCAGAUCAUACAUUAGGUUUUCGACUAUUAAUAAUUGCCUUACCACCAUAGUUU
Messenger RNA from Psylliodes chrysocephalus, 3567 nucleotides. The record is from the annotation of a GenBank genome assembly. Lineage: Eukaryota; Metazoa; Arthropoda; Insecta; Coleoptera; Chrysomelidae.